AUGUCGGGCAAAACAAACAAAGCUACGAUGCAUGAGCUGAAACUUCGAAGAUUGAUGGAACAUAAUCAUAGAUUGAGAGAGGAGUUGGCUAGACCUAGAGUUAUGGUCAGUGUUGCUAGCUUGAAUCUGAUCAAUUAUUGUCGAUCUACUAAAGAUCCCUUGAUUCCCUCACUCUGGGGACCACUUCAAAAAGGGGAAGAUCCAUUCGCUCCUGUCGAGCAAGCGGGCUGUUGUUCAUCCAUGUGA
This is a messenger RNA of Kwoniella shivajii, 246 nucleotides long. RefSeq lists its product as uncharacterized. The transcript has 4 exons. Gene Ontology annotation, biological process: G protein-coupled receptor signaling pathway. The record is from RefSeq and is a predicted model, not a curated record. Lineage: Eukaryota; Fungi; Basidiomycota; Tremellomycetes; Tremellales; Cryptococcaceae. Gene Ontology annotation, cellular component: heterotrimeric G-protein complex. Gene Ontology annotation, molecular function: G-protein beta-subunit binding. Bases 1 to 246 code for a protein of 81 amino acids.